Molecule: messenger RNA, 780 nt
Organism: Alternaria atra
Lineage: Eukaryota; Fungi; Ascomycota; Dothideomycetes; Pleosporales; Pleosporaceae
Exons: 2
Coding region: 1-780 (259 amino acids)
Cellular component (GO): cell wall
Molecular function (GO): manganese ion binding
Source: RefSeq, a predicted model, not a curated record
AUGUUCUCCAUUUCCCGGGCUCUCGUCGCGCUUGCAGUACUCGGAGCUGCUCGAGGCCAACCCCACAGCAGCAGCUGCACGUCAACCACUGCUGCCCAGCCCGCUGCCACUGCGGAUCCAAACGCGCAGCUCUUUACCGAUCUCUUCUCCGCUCCGACGGCCAUCAAGCGCUUCCAACGGCUACUCGUUCAGGGCGGCAGUCUCUUGACGGGCGAAGCUUUGCGCAAGCUGAUCGUCUUUGACUUCAACGGCGCCCAGCCCGCCAAUGGCGCGCUGGGUGGCGCGAUCAAGUCGGCCACCAUAGAGACAUUUCCUUUAGUCACUGAUCUCGAUAUAAGCAUGACGCUUGCCUUUCUGGAGCCCUGCGGGAUCAACACGCCGCACAUCCACCCGAGGGCGACGGAGUUCUUGGUUCUGGUCGAAGGGUCCGACCUCCGAUUCGGAAGCUUUCUCGAGAACGGCCUGGUUUCACCGGGGCAGAACCAGGAGGUCGCCGGCACGCUGGACAGGUACCAGGCCACAGCCUUCUCGUCGGGCAGCAUCCACUACCAGUUCAACAACGGGUGCCAGAAAGCUGUCUUUGUAGCGGCCUUCAACUCAGCCAACCCAGGUACGAGCUCGGCAGCGCAGGGCUUCUUCAGCCUCAACGCAGAGGUGGUGAACGCCACGCUCGGUCCCGCUGCGUCUGUCGCCGGUGGUAGCCUAGAGGAGCUGCGAGGGCUGAUUCCCGAGAGCCUCGCGCAGGACGUGCGCAGCUGCUUGGCCAGGUGCCAGCUGUAG